This is a messenger RNA of Monodelphis domestica (gray short-tailed opossum), 4943 nucleotides long. RefSeq names its product PITPNM family member 3 (gene PITPNM3). Gene Ontology annotation, molecular function: phosphatidylinositol binding; metal ion binding; phosphatidylcholine binding. The record is from RefSeq and is a predicted model, not a curated record. Gene Ontology annotation, cellular component: cytoplasm. Gene Ontology annotation, biological process: phospholipid transport. Lineage: Eukaryota; Metazoa; Chordata; Mammalia; Didelphimorphia; Didelphidae.
CUUCUUUCUUCCACGGCCCGCCUGGGAGCUGCCGCUAAGGAUGGGGAGGGUCCCCCCACCGUCCCCUGGGAGCCCCUCCCGCCUCUCAGGCCAGUGGCCACGCCCCCAGCUGCUCUCUCCCGGGCGCCCCUCCCCGACUUCUCAGGUCCCCUCGGGGUGGGGGACGGGUGGCCAGGCUCUCAGCCCAGCCCCAAAUCGUGUCCAAACUGGCCUCGUGGCUAAAGCCCGCUGUGGGGAGCCAUCUUGGAGCUGGCCGAAGCCUCUGGUCUUCCCUUCAGGCCCCAGCCCAGAGGAGCGGGAAGGCCCCGGCCAGGAAGUGUCUGAGGUCCCAUUCGAACCCGAGCCCUGCGGGCCGGCCCAGCGCCUCAGCCUCUGGGAGCCCCUGCUCUCUCCUAGGAGCCUGCCAGCUUCCCCCUGCCCCGCUCCCGGCCAGCUUACUGCCUUCUCUGAGCCCCCACGGGCUGGGUCCCAGCACCGUCCCUCUCCCUGGACAGAUGGGGAAACUGAGGCUGAGACAAAUGACUUUUUCAGGGCCGUUCAGGAAGCAGGAUUUGAACCGGCACCUGCUGGCCUAGAGGCCGGCGAGCCCAGCGGGAGAGGAAGCUCCAUCUGGCCUCUCUGGGGCGCUCGGAGAUCAGGGCAGGGAGGGAGGAGGUGGGGAUGGCCGUUUGCCCCUGAGCCUCCCAUUAGGCCCCAAGUCGGCCGGGCCGAGCGCUGGGUGUCUGGUGCGCUAUCCCUGGUCCCCGCGCCUCGUGGGGGGGGUCGGGACUCCUCCCUCGUCCCUCCUCCCCCUCCCGCCCCCGCUGCUCGGCGCCUUUAAGGGAGCGGGAGGACCGGCCGAGGGGGCGGCGGCGGCAGCGGCAGCGGCGGCGGAGGAGCCGGGAGGGAGGGAGGGAACCCGGGAGCAGCCGGAGGAGCCGGAGCCGGAGGAGCCGGGCCAUGGCUGCGGUCUCGGCCAACGCCGUCCGCGGCAGCCGCCAGGGCGCAGCCCCCCAGGCCCACUGGCACGUGCGGGACACCCUCAGUGAUGCCGUGGAGAGUUCCGACGACGAGUUCUUUGACGCCCGAGAGGAUGCGGCAGACGGCAAGAGCGCCAUCCUGAUGGGCAUGAGCCAGUGGAACUCCAACGACCUCGUGGAGCAGAUGGAGACGAUGGGGAAGCUGGACGAGACUCCAGGAGAUCCGGGGACCUCGUCCUGCAUGUCCAGCGCCCUGCAGGAGAAGCAGCGAGAAUUGUACCGAGUCUCUCUGAGAAGACAGAAGUUUCCCGCCCAGGGCAGCAUCGAGAUCCACGAGGACCCCGAGGGAGGCCCCCAGCAGCGCGCCUGCAGGACGCACGUCCUCCUCCUGGUGCUGCACGGAGGCAACAUCCUGGACACGGGCGGCGGGGACCCGGGCGGCAAGGCGGCCGACGUGCACACCUUCAGCGGCGUGCUGGACCAGGUGACCCGCGCCCACUUCCCCGCGGCCCUGGGCCGCGUCCUCGCCCAGCUCGUGCCCUGCCCGGCCAUCUGCUCGCAGGCCUUCUCGCUCAUUUCCAACCUGAACCCGUACGGCUAUGAUGAGAACUGGCUGAGCAGCAGCGAGGACCGCGUCCCCCUGGCCGCCCUGCCCCUGCUCGCCAUCUCCUCCCCCCAGUAUCAGGACGCCGUCGCCACGGUGAUCACGAGGGCCAACCAGGUCUACAGCGAGUUCCUGGCGUCCCCCGAUGGCGUGGGCUUCAGUGGGCAGGUGUGCCUCAUCGGUGACUGUGUGGGAGGCAUCCUGGGCUUCGACGCCAUCUGCUAUAGCGCCGGCCCCACAGGGGACAGCCUGAGCAGCAGCAGCAGGCAGGGCAGUGUCAGCAGCACCCAGGACAACCCCAUCUUGUCCGAGGAAGACUGCGGCCUGGCCGACGCCCCGCGCCUCAGUCGGAGCAACAUCGACAUCUCGGGGACCCUGGAGGACGAGGAGCCCAAGAUGGCGCCCCCUCGGAAGCAGAGCGACUCGUCCACCUACGACUGUGACGCCAUCAGCCAGCAUCACACCUUCUUGUCCAGCAUUCACUCCGGCGUCCUGAAGGACGGGGCUGCCGCCCCGCAGCUCUCCGAGGCCAACGCGAGCCGCUUCGACUUCAAUGUUUCCGAUUUCUUCCUCUUCGGCUCGCCGCUGGGCUUGGUUCUGGCCAUGAGGAGGACAGUCCUGCCCGGGCUGGACGGCUUCCAGGUACGGCCCGCUUGCAACCAGGUCUAUAGUUUCUUCCAUGCGGCUGACCCCUCGGCCUCCAGGCUGGAGCCCCUGCUGGAGAAGAAUUUCCACUUGCUGCCCCCUGUCAGCGUGCCUCGUUACCAGAGGUUCCCGCUGGGCGAUGGGCACUCUCUGCUCCUAGAGGACGCCCUGCAGGCCCACAGCGCCCUCUUCUUGGAGGGUGGCCCGACGGACAGCCCAUCGUCCCCGGAUGGCCCAGCCUUGGCACUGCUGCCUCCCGAGGGCCCAAGGCUGGGAAGGAGACUCAGCAUGGGCAGCACCGACAGCGAGAGCUCUGGGUCCAGCGAGAGCCUGCCGUCGGCCAGCACGGCCCACAUUGCCACCAAGUGGUGGGGAACCAAGCGGCUAGACUACGAGCUCUACUGUCCCGACGUGCUCACGGCCUUCCCCACCGUGGCCCUCCCCCAUCUCUUCCACGCCAGCUACUGGGAGUCCACGGACGUGGUGGCCUUCAUCCUGAGGCAGGUGAUGGGCUACGACAGCGGCGCCCCGAAGGAGGGUCCCGGGUUCGACCCCUCCGCCCCGAGCCCCGCCAACCCCCCAGAGAAGUGGCUUCGCAAGCGGACGCAGGUCAAGCUGAGGAACGUGACGGCCAAUCACCGGGCCAAUGACGUGAUCGCCGCGGAGGACGGCCCGCAGGUCCUGGUGGGGCGCUUCAUGUACGGGCCCCUGGACAUGGUGGCCCUCACAGGAGAAAAGGUGGACAUCCUGGUCAUGGCGGAGCCGUCCUCCGGCCGCUGGCUCUACCUGGACACGGAGCUCACCAACAGCAGCGGCCGCGUCACGUACAGCGUGCCCAGGCCCAAGCGCCUCGGCGUGGGCGUCUACCCCGUCAAGAUGGUGGUGAGGGGCGACCAGACCACGGCCACCAGCUACCUGACGGUGCUGCCGCGCGGCAUGGAGUGCGUCGUGUUCAGCAUCGACGGCUCCUUCGCCGCCAGCGUCUCCAUCAUGGGCAGCGACCCCAAGGUCAGAGCCGGAGCCGUGGACGUGGUGCGGCACUGGCAGGACCUGGGCUUCCUGAUCCUCUACAUCACGGGCCGGCCCGACCUGCAGAAGCAGCGCGUCGUGUCCUGGCUGGCCCAGCACAACUUCCCGCAAGGCAUGAUCUUCUUCUCCGACGGCCUCGUGCACGACCCGCUGCGCCAGAAGGCCAUCUUCCUGCGCAACCUGGUGCAGGAGUGCUUCAUCAAGGUGAGCGCCGCCUACGGCUCCACGAAGGACAUCUCGGUGUACAGCGCGCUGGGGCUGCCGCCCUCGCAGAUCUUCAUUGUGGGCCGCCCCACCAAGAAGUACCAGCACCAGUGCCAGUUCCUCAGCGAGGGCUACGCGGCCCACCUGGCCCUGCUCGAGUCCAGCCACCGGGCCCGGCCCAAGAAGAACAACUCGCGCGUGAUUCUGCGCAAGGGCAGCUUCGGCCUCCACUCGCAGCCCGAGUUCCUGAGGAAGAGGAACCACCUGCGCAGGACCAUGUCGGUGCAGCAGCCCGACCCGCCGGCGGCUGCCCCGAAGCCUGAGCGGGCCCAGAGCCAGCCCGAGUCAGACAAGGAGCACGAGCGGCCUCUCCCGCAGGCAGGCUGGGCCCGGGGCGGCCCCGCCAAGUUUGAGUCGGCGCCCUGAGGAGGCGGCGGGAGGCCUGCCUGGAGGAGGAGGAAGAGGGGGGUGGCUCAGGGGUUGUUCAGCCUUCUCCCACCACGAGGAGUUUUCUUCUUUGUCCCCCUCCCUGUGUCUGUCCAGAAAUGCCCCCGAGAGGCCUCGGAGCGUGGCCUCGAGGGCAUGAAGGGGGGGGUGGGCGCCAGACCCUUGGGAGGGAGCCCCCCUGGGAGCCUGGGCUCAGGCACCUGUUGGGGGGCUGCAGCGGCGUGGGAAGUGCCCGUCGGGGACGGAGAGGCUCGAGAGGUGCCCGUGCCCCCCCACCCCCACGAGGCCCACCUCGGUCCCCCUCUCUCGGCCCGUGCUGCCCCCCUCCAUGGCACCCUGGCGGCCUCCCAGAGGGGCUCUCGGCCUGCCUCCGGUCUGGACUCCCUCCAGGGGAAACCCCUCCCUCUCCCUGACUGGGGUCCCAGCGGCUUCCUCCGGGGGUUCCACUGACCCAGCCCUCUGUGGAGGAGCCACCCCGACGGCCUGCUCGGUCCAGUUCUUGGUCCAGUUCUUGUCUCACGUCUACCUCUGUGGGCGGGCGGCCGUCCUUCCCUCUGUCUGUCCUUCCGUCAGUCAGUUGACAAACCUCGAUUGAGUGUCCGUGCGGGGGUGGGUUCAAGGGGCCCAGCAGCCUUCUGGGCUCGGGUACGAGGGCCCUCCGGGAGCCAGGCAAGGCGCCCUUCCUCCCCCACUGCCAGGGCUGCCCCUGUCCUGGGGAAGGGCCCUGCCUGGACCUUUGUUCGUGUUCACCGGCACCCAGUGACUUGGGGCACCCCCGGGUGUUGGCAGGCGUGCUGGACCUGCCCCUGCUUCAGGACAGGGAGGCCCUGCCUACCUGGCUGCCCCCCUCCUGGUUCUCGGGGUCCCCCCUAAUUCAGACCCCUCCAUUUCUGAAGGUCUUCACUUUUGGGGGGCCCCGCGGGCACGGGGCAGGCCGGGGAGCCCCUCCGUGAGCGCGUCGUCCCGACGCCGGUCAGGGAGCUCCCGCGGCGGCCACGGCAGGUCCUCGUGCGGCACCGCGCCUCCGUCACAAAUAAAAACCUGUCUUGCCUUUG